Molecule: messenger RNA, 1930 nt
Organism: Dreissena polymorpha
Lineage: Eukaryota; Metazoa; Mollusca; Bivalvia; Myida; Dreissenidae
Product: C-type mannose receptor 2-like
Exons: 16
Coding region: 107-1930 (607 amino acids)
Biological process (GO): biological process involved in interspecies interaction between organisms
Cellular component (GO): external side of plasma membrane
Molecular function (GO): carbohydrate binding
Source: RefSeq, a predicted model, not a curated record
UGUUGCACUUUUGUAAAAUUGCCACUGAUGUAUGAACGCUGGAACAAAAUCAUGUGACGGUGGAAAAAUGCAUUAAAUAAUAUAUGAAGAUUUCUUAAAUAUUGAAAUGGGAUUUAUUCGAACCGCCAACGUACUGAUUCUGAUUUUAUGCCAACAUGUUGCAAACACGUGUUGCUGGUCUUGCCCGCUGGGCUGGAUUGAGAGACCGGACAGUGUCACGUGCUACCGAUUCUGGGACGCCCGCAAGAUGACGUGGGACAGUGCGCAGAGCACGUGCCAGGCGUACGGGGGAAACCUUGUGCAGCUAAACUCGAAGGAGGAAAAGAAAUGGAUCAUAGAAGAGGUGAGCAAGUAUCCGCCCAGUUACGAAUGGUGGAUCGGACUUCGGAGAAAUCAGGAGAACGAAAGCCUAUGGCAAUGGAUUGACGGCUCAUUCAGGAACGAAUCCAACAAUAACAUAUUGUGGGGAUCCGGGGAGCCGAACAAUUUCCGUGACUCAGAAGACUGCGGCGAGAUUUGGGACAAUCUUCUCAACGACAAGGACUGUCGCAUCCCGCUACAGUCCAUAUGUGAGAGGCCUAAAGAAUCACCUCUGCUCUGCGAUGUAGUUCACGGCUGGUUUGACCUGACUGUUGCCGGCGCCGACACCGCCUGCUUCAAGAUACUGGACGGCGUAGACAGCUACGCGGACGCUGAGGCUGCAUGUCUGAAGGAAGAGUCCAUUUUGGCGCGCACUGAGAGCCGAGAUGUGCUCGUUGCUCUGACGGCCCACCUGACAAGCCACGCACCGGCCUCUACUUUCUGGUUACCCUAUAUGCUCUAUACCUCGGGCACCCCGUCUUGGAGAUUUCCCGGAAGUGACGUCGAUGUGACGCCACAAUGGUGGUUAGCUGAAACGCCGGAAACGCAGACAUUGAUAGAUGAAAAGAAACUGUGUGCCGUGGUCAACGCAAGUAUCGAUGAUAACAGAAAUUGGAGCCCAGUGUCAUGCGACAGUCUGAAUACAGCCGUGUGUCGCAAGCCCAUCGGGGACUGUCCGGCCGAUUACAUCCGGUUUCUGCAAUGGUGCGUCAAGGUUGUGGACGAUCAGGCGCUGACAUGGUGGGAGGCAAGAAGCUUCUGUAACCUCAGAGACACGCAGUUACUGCGAAUUAAAUCAUCUGAUAUGCAGUACAUUGUCCAAAAAGCAGAGCAGUUCUUCUCCUUCAAUACAUCCAUUUGGCUGGGAUUUGCGGCAAACGGCUCCGACGGGUGGCAGUGGUUUGACGAAAUAGACUCGAGAAAUGCUUCCUUUGGGGACUUUGAAAACGACAAAGUAGAGAGCAACAUUCCGUCUGCCUCUCACUGUGGUAUCGUAACAGCCAACGGCACGUGGAGCACGGCAGACUGUGGCAGCACUUCUGUAGGGACCGUCUGUCUAGGAUGUGCCGCCGGCUCCAGGGGUGACCAGUGCAAUGGGUACAGAGAGCCCGGACCCGGGCCGACACUAAAUUUAUUGCCCAAGUAUGUCUGUCCAUUCGGCUUCACCGUGAAUUCUGCGGAUUGUUACCGCAAGGUUCCCGGGGGCACAGUCGACUGGUACACUGCGCGGGGUAUUUGUGCCGCGGAGGGGGCAUUCCUGGCCUCACCGGUAUCCGAGGAACAUCGCCAGUAUCUUCGCCCCAUUAUUACUGAAGAUACGUGGACGUCACUUAACGAUCGAGAAAUGGAGGGUCGCUAUGUCUGGCACGACAAUACGCUUAUGGUUGGGCCAGGUGAUUGGGCUGCUAACGAACCCAACAAUUACGAGAUCGGUGGUACCUACUCUGAAAACUGUGUGCUCAUGAGAUACACGCGUGACGUCACGUCGCGGGGACGCUGGAGGGACGUACCCUGUAGCUUCAAGGCAGGGGUCGUCUGUCAGAAGAGGGCUGAGCUUUUAGCACAAUGA